GCUUCACUCUACACAUUUCGAGAAGAUUCUGAAAAAUGGCGGAUAAGAAGACGCAGUCGGAGACAGAAAAACAAAAAGGGAAUGAUGCCUACAAAAACAAGGAAUUUGAUACUGCUUUGAAACAUUAUGAUUCGGCCUUUGAACUUGAUCCAACCAAUAUUACAAUACUGACCAACAAAGCCUCAGUAUAUUUAGAAAUGGGUGAGUUUGAUAAAUGUCGAGCAGAGUGCGAGAAAGCUGUGGAAGUAGGAAGAGAAAAUCGAGUUGACUACAAACUCGUUGCAAAGGCUCUCUGUAGGAUCGGCACCUCGUAUUUAAAACAGGACGACUUGAAGAACGCUCUUGUUUAUUUUAAUAAAUCGUUGUCUGAACAUCGUGCACCAGAAGUAAUCAAAAAAGUUACAGAAGUUGAAAAGAAGCUGAAAGAACAGGAACGAAAGGCGUAUAUAAAUCCAGACAUCUCCCAGGAAGAGAAGACGAAAGGGAACGCAUGUUUCAAAAAAGGGGAUUACCCAGAAGCUGUUAAACAUUACACAGAAGCCAUCAAGAGGAAUCCUGAUGACGCCAAGAUUUACAGUAAUCGUGCUGCCUGUUUCACAAAGUUAAUGGAGUUUUCUCUGGCGGUGAAAGAUAGCAACAAGUGUAUUGAAUUGGAUCCAAAAUUUGUGAAGGGUUAUUUGCGAAAAGGUACAAGUCUGCUGGCUAUGAAAGAACCUACAAAGGCUGCUAUGGCUUUUCAAAAGGCGUUGGAGUUGGAUCCAGAUUGCCAGGAGGCUGUGGAAGGAUAUCGUAAGGCAACACUUGAAGAGAAUAGUGAUCCGGAAAGUAUCAAACGAAGAGCGAUGUCCGAUCCAGAAGUACAACAGAUCCUCGGGGAUCCGGCAAUGCAGAUGAUUUUACAACAGAUGAGUAAAGAACCCCAAGCUGUGCGAGAACAUUUAAAAAACCCAGAAAUAGCCGCUAAAAUACAAAAACUCAUGGAAAUGGGUAUUAUAGCAAUUCACUGAUGUGUGUGGAAAUAAUUUGAUCACAGAUUUCUUGUUUGUUUGUUAUUCAAUGUUUAUUUGAAUUAUGGUCAUAUUAUUCGUAUUUUGUUUUUGUGAACAAAUCAGAUACUUCGUUUCAUGGAUAGAUUUGGAAAUUAUUUUUUUUUUUUUUUUUUUUUUUAAAGGGUAGUGCACACAUCAAGGAAUUUUAUAAAGGUAAGCACUGGCUACAUAAUGAAUAUGACUAGUGAUGGUCCAAUAUGACUACUAUCAGUGACAUUUUUCCGCUCUCUGUCUAAAACUUCUAUGCAUUGUGACAGCGUGCUGACAAUACUAGUAGUGAAUUUGAUAGAAACAAAGAGAAAAAAAUGCCAUAACGUAAUAAGAUUUGGAAAUAUUUCACGAUCAACGUCAGUGAUCAAGUAAAGCCAAUUUCCCCGAGGUUUUACCAGCAUAAAGAAUCACACUACAUCAAAUUUGAUGUGCCAUCUAUGCUCGAACCACAGUAGAAUUUGUGGAAUUAUUUACGAUUACAUUGUCACUUUGUAAAGUGCCCCUGAACAUGUUAUUUGAAAGGGCGCACUAUAAAUAUGCUAUGAUAUUAAUAAUUAAUGUCUGUUUGCACAUGCGUAGAAAUGAUAUUCCUAAAAAACAAAUGCAUUGAGAGACCCGAACUGUCAAACAAUGUGCUAAUAAAAACAUACGCAAAUAAGGAUUCUGCACUGUUUACUCUUUCCUUUUUUGCAGCCUCAAUAAGAGUCUGUAUUAUAUCUAAAUAGCAACGCACACACACUACUAAAAUAAAAGUACAGCGUGUCCAGCAAAAUAAUGAUUUGUUCGCAACUUGAAUAAUAUUUUAAAGGUAAUACUAAUUACCGAGCCCUUUAUAUCAGAUAUCGACGGGUCUUCCAGUAAGACCGAGUCGCGUCCAAUACCGAUUUCUACCCAUGGGUCAAUUAUCAGCCAGCUAUCGAUAUUGAAACCAAUUAUCGGACCAUCACUAAAUAUGACACUUGGCAAGGUCUGGGAUAGAGGAUGUUUUCUGUUCAUGUACCGUACCUUUUUUUUAUAUAGAACUUACACCUUGUCCAUCACUUGAUACUAAACGAUAUUUAUUUGUCACAUCGACAAACUUUAGCGUUAACUUUAACAGUAUUAUUGAUAAGUUUCUUUACGACUGAUCUAUUAAUCCGAUACCUUGUGGGUUUAUGAUAUAAAUGUUAUAUAUGAAUCUACGUGUGUGUAAUGCUACAAUAUACUUGUGGGAAUUACAAUUUUGCCCAGCCAUAGCUGAUUUCACCCACUUUAUAUGCAUCAGUCACCUUGCAAUUCAGAUCACAAUAUGGCUGCAGUAUCGUACAUGGAAGGUGUUUCUUAUCAACAAGAAAUUAGGAAAUUACCUGUCUCUGUGUCCAGAAAUGAAAAACAUUCUGAAAAAUGAAGGCCAGUGCAGAACAGUAAGACAUUGAUUCCCAUAUCAUUUUUCGAGAGUUACUGAAAAAAAAAAUUGAUCAGACAUUUCAUUUUAAAAGAUGUAAGAGUUUGGAUCAUCCCUAUUUAUUUUUUACAAUGUGACUAUUUGUGAUACAUUUAUAAAGAGAUAUGUACCCAUCCCAUCCCAUCCCUCUCUGUGUUUAUAUAUGUAUAAUUACUGGUAUUUAGACCCUGGACCAUGUAUAUGUUGUAACAAUCAUCUACGCUUUCAUGUAAUCUUGAUUUAAACACAGAUCCUAUUUGAUUUCGUUUUUUUUUUUUUUUAUAGUUCAAAAUUUCGUUUCUACACCGUGCAAUCGAAAGUCUGAAUAAAAACAAAAACAAACAAAAACAGAACGAAAUAUAGAGCUGUAGUUUAAUCUGAUUGAGUUUUCAUGUUUAUGUGUUUUGAAAUUGGUGUGGUUUAUAGAUUAGAAGGAAUCACAGCUGGGUAGUACCACCCACAACUAAUGCUCCUUAGCCACCCAUGUAAUAUAUUUCAGGAUAUUGCUUUUCUCUCUUUGUGAUUUUCAGGUGACAGCACACCGCAUGGCAUAUUGCGUGUCUCUGUUAGCCCAUUUGGCACAGAAAGGCAUUAAACCCCAUUUCAUUUGCAGCCCCAGGUUGUCUAGCUUCUUCAUUACCAUGAAAACAAGAGAAAGUGUGAAAUAAUGCUGAUUAAUAAUGAAUAACCAUGAUUUUGUUGUUUCCAUUUAUUUAAUCAAUAUUACAAUUUGUAUAUAAUAAAGUAAGUGCUAUUAUUAGCAAA
Molecule: messenger RNA, 3228 nt
Organism: Patella vulgata (common limpet)
Lineage: Eukaryota; Metazoa; Mollusca; Gastropoda; Patellidae
Product: stress-induced-phosphoprotein 1
Exons: 2
Coding region: 36-1007 (323 amino acids)
Molecular function (GO): Hsp90 protein binding
Source: RefSeq, a predicted model, not a curated record